ACGUUGCCUUGGGAGAAGUAACACGGGGCCACACAACUGCAGUCUAACUCACUGAAACCACGUACACCUCUGUACAGAGACUCGGGCGAUUCAGUUGUCUGUGGAUAUACUGCUGAAACAAAGGAAAGUGAGACAUUUCGUCCCAUCCGGCUUGAGGUCAGUGAUGGUCAGUGCUGGUUAGAACCUGCUUCCGAAGAUGUCAGCUUCAGAUUCUGACUAUUCUAUUGACUGGCUGGCCAGUGAUGAUGAGGACAACGAUAGUGAGUUAGAACCAGACUGUACCAAAACUGAGGGGCAAACCACACUGCCCAAAGCCCCCUCCUCGGGGAUCAUCCAGGGAGCUCAGACUUGCCAGUCACUCCCAAAGAGGAAUGGCGUUAAAGGGGAGGUAAAGGAGAAAGAGAAUACGAGCUCUCGGGGAAGCUCUCCUGCUUGCUGCGAUAGUUCGGACUACUGCAAUGACGGUGAGCUUUCUCACCUGGGACAAGGGGAUCGAUCCAAUUACCGGUGCACCGAGAGUCCUAAAGGCAAUAAGAGGCAGGUGCUGAAGAGAACACGGAGCUCCUUGGUGUCGGAGCACAGAGAGAGGCAGCUCACAGCUGAGCAAAUGGAGAAAAACAGGCUGUUUGCCUGCAAGUGCUUGGAGCUGCAGUGUUACAUUCACCCACUGUCCUCAAUCCUUAAUGGCCUACGAUCAGGCAGAUACAGAGAACGCCUCAGCACUUUCCAAGAGAGUGUGGCCAUGGACCGCAUCCAGAGGAUAAUGGGGGUCCUGCAGAAUCCCUGCAUGGGGGAGAGAUAUGUCAACAUCAUUCUGAAAAUGGAGGAAAUGUUGAUGAACUGGUUCCCUCACAUAAAACCACAACGAAACGAUCAAGCCAACACCGCAGACCUGAUGGAGGAGACGAACCCGUCUAAGAAACCCAAGUUGUCUCCAGCUACAUCUCCCCUGCUCAUCGGCAUUGCAAACCCUGCCACCACAAGUGCCUCUUCCAUGGGUAGCAAGGCAAUGAGAGUCAGUGACCUUACCCCACCUGAGCCCUACUCUGCAACCAACCUAAAAUGGCUCCACACAUCACCCAUCUGCUCCCCAACAGCUGAACAGGCCGUUCAGAACUUUCUAACAGCCCACAGAGGCAAGGACACAACACAGGACAACUCUGUGUCCUCCAGCACAGACCGGCUGUGUAGUGAGACAGACUCUACUCCCAGUCGACCGCCUCCAGGCAAAAUUAAUGCACCAUGCCUUGAGAGACUGCUUAAAUCUACAGAGAGUAUCAUUACCCAGAAAGGCUCAGUGGGCAUGGGUGGAAUGACAGACGGCGGUUGGUCCUAGUCCUGCGAAAGGGCUCUGGGAGAUCAGAGCUUUGCUAGAGCGUGAAUGCCCCAAACUGGACUGGAGUCACCUGACUUAGGGGCAAUUCCUGCCUCCAUUCUAGCCUUGCGGAGAGGCACAGAAUGCCACAGAGGGAGUUGAGCUUAGCCCAGCACAACCAAGCGACAUGUUCGGUUACAUACUAUAAAGUGUCAGAAUUUGAUCUUUGUACGCAUGGGGGUAUAUCCGUGUACGUCUUCAUUUUUUCCUUCUGUUGGACUGCAGAAUGAGUUGUAGCUGUGUGUGUGUUGGGGGGGGGGGGGGGGUUGUUAGAAGGUUCUACGAUGUUGGCUCACCUCUGUACUUACCUUUGAUAAGGUUUCCUCUGAAGACAAAGCCAAAGGAGAAAACCUCCCAUGGCGGCAAGAUCUGAUGAUGCAGCGUAUUGGUAUCUAUGAAAAAGCAAAUCUCUAGACAAAACUAAGCAGCCUUUUUUUUUCCAAGAAGGGAAUGGAAAAGAGGGAGGUAUUUAUUCUGGGAACACUUCAGAUAUUCCAGUGUGUUAGUGAUCUCUAUUGUAGGUGUGAUUGAAUGUGAAUUUAUUGCUUUAGUUUGCUCUUUACAUCCACUCUAGAGAGAUGAUUGAUGUGAUUGUUACUUAAUAGAUUUAAACUUCUAGCAAUUGUUUUUGGUACAACGGUUCUACCUCAAUCUGACACCACGUCUCCAGAAGUGUAUGAAUAGAUUAUAAGAACAUACAUAUACUCACGUAGACUCAGACAGAGGAAGCCUCAAAGCGCAUAAAUACAGUGAGCCAAACUUGCCUGUCAUGCCGGAAUGCUGGGUGCGAGCUGUUCAGCUCGGACUAACACAGGAGGCUCACUUCAAUGGAGGAAACUCCGGAGGAUUGACUGGUGCCAUUGUAAAGAAUGUGAACUGCAAAUUUUAGCUUUCUUUGUAAGCCUCCCAGUUCAAGGCAUACGGUGCCUGUUAAUUUGAUGUCAAACUGUGCCUCUUCACUGGUUUUGAAGGGAGAGUAAGACUCAUCCGGAAUACCUGACUCUUCUGAAGGAUGUACAAAAAAUUCAGGAACCUUCAAAACUCCUGCCAUUCAUUUUCUGCUAUCAAGUAAAUUAUUGAAACUCUUGCCAACUACUUCUGUGGUCAUGUGAGACAAUGACAUUCAGUUUGCCACAGAGCUGGAUGAAAUCUAAGAGGGAAAAGGUAUUAACUGUGUACAUAUUUGGAAAAGUGCUGUUAAUUUACCCUUGCAAAGUGGCCUUUAUAGUGUAAUAUUUUAUACUUUCAGAAAAUAAAUGUGGUUAUAUUUGUUUGCUGUA
Messenger RNA from Myxocyprinus asiaticus (Chinese sucker), 2655 nucleotides. RefSeq lists its product as uncharacterized. NCBI's taxonomy places the organism in Eukaryota, Metazoa, Chordata, Actinopteri, Cypriniformes, Catostomidae. Gene Ontology annotation, cellular component: nucleus. The transcript is spliced from 6 exons. Gene Ontology annotation, molecular function: RNA polymerase II cis-regulatory region sequence-specific DNA binding. Gene Ontology annotation, biological process: circadian regulation of gene expression; negative regulation of DNA-templated transcription. Bases 197 to 1336 code for a protein of 379 amino acids. The record is from RefSeq and is a predicted model, not a curated record.